Messenger RNA from Dromaius novaehollandiae (emu), 1369 nucleotides. RefSeq names its product EF-hand calcium binding domain 3 (gene EFCAB3). NCBI's taxonomy places the organism in Eukaryota, Metazoa, Chordata, Aves, Casuariiformes, Dromaiidae. The transcript is spliced from 10 exons. The coding region runs from base 1 to 1305 and encodes 434 amino acids. Gene Ontology annotation, molecular function: calcium ion binding. The record is from RefSeq and is a predicted model, not a curated record.
AUGCAAGAAGUGCUGCAGCAUGUUACAGUGGAUGCUGAUGGAAAGGUGAAUUUGAGUGAAUUCAUGUAUCAAGUCAAAACUGCCCAGUCCACUGCCCAAGGAGCAAGCCAGUAUGCUGAGCUCUCUGCCGAAGAAGAUGAUGCUAAAAUGCCUCCCAGGGAAGACAACCAGGGAACACUCACACAUCCCUCAGAAGAGAAGUACGUGCAAAGCAGCAAAGAACUUGACAAAGAAACAACUGGAAGGUAUAUGCCUUCCCUCCCUGCCCCAUGUAACCUGCUGUCCUCUCCCUGCUUGUCUGCAGCAUUCUGCGAUGCUUUCAACUUCUUCCCUAAAGAUCCAGAUGGCAAUAUUAACCUUCACAGCCUGCAAGUGACUGCUGAGGAGCUGGGGAUUAGCUUAACUAGUCAAGAGGCGAACGAUGAGCUGGUGUACGCAGAUGCUGACAGAGACGGCAAGGUGAACUUCUCUGACUUUCUGACCACGGUUACUGACAAGAAGCGUUUCAUGCAGGCAAUGGUUCCAGAUAAAAAUUAUACAGGCAACUCUGGCUCUGUGAAAGCCACAGGGAUACUGCUCUUUGAAGUCUUGUCAAAACUGGUGGAGUUGGCUGCUCUGCCCCAGAGAAGUCUGCUUGAGAUUGUCAGGUACUACCAGCAGAAGUUUGUGAACUGCACUGGCCAAAAAGCAUGGAAGGAUUCUGACAGUUUAAUGUACUGUAGAAAGAAGCGCUGCAAAAUUAGAAAAGAUCAGGCUUACGUAUCUUCCUUUGUAAACGCUGCCCGCAUCUCUUUCAUGAAUGAUAAAGACUUAAUAGCUUACGUGGAGAGCCUUAAAGCGUGUGUGCCCCUUUCAGACAGCCCUUAUGCUCAAGUGCCCAUCUUCCCGCUGAUUCCUAAACAAGAGGCAGUGAUAGCGGGAAGGCCAAAACAAGAUUUGCAGAAGCUGGAGAGGCAGAGAAGGAAUGAACCAAUAGCUUCAUUUGAAAAGCACUUCUUCCAUAAGAGAAACUGGAUGCAGGAGAUGAAGAGGGCAAUGCAACUGUACAGGCAGGACCUGGCCCUGCACGAGCGCGCCAGGCUGCUGAAGCUGUGGCGGAGGAUCCGCGGGGGCCAGAUCGGCCUGGAGACGGGCAGCGAGCGGUUCCACCACACCUUCUCCGUCUACUCCUGGUCCUGGAACGUGUGCCAGGAGCUGGUGACGCCCAGCGACCUCCGCAAGGCGGAUAACGAGCUCUACCGCAGGCCGCGGGGCGCCGGCACCCAGGCGAAGCAGGCGGCGGCGCCGGGGAAGGGGGCGCGCUGACCCCGCGGGGCCGGCUGUCUUCAGCCGGGGCUGCCGGGGCCGGCCGUGCCCCGCGGGAAAUAAA